UACCGGACGUGAAUUGUCUCUAUCCACCCACUGUAGUUGCCGCAGUUCUGUUUACUUCUUCGCGAUGUUUCCCUUGGCCAAAAACGCACUAAGUCGUCUUCAAGUUCGAAGCAUUCAGCAAACAAUGGCAAGGCAGAACCAUCAGAAACGCGCACCUGAUUUCCAUGACAAAUAUGGUAAUGCUGUAUUAGCUAGUGGAGCUACUUUCUGUGUUGCUGUUUGGACAUAUGUAACAACACAAAUUGGAAUAGAAUGGAACCUGUCCCCUGUUGGCAGAGUCACCCCAAAGGAAUGGAGAGACAAGUAA
This is a messenger RNA of Chrysochloris asiatica (Cape golden mole), 307 nucleotides long. RefSeq names its product cytochrome c oxidase subunit 7B, mitochondrial-like. Lineage: Eukaryota; Metazoa; Chordata; Mammalia; Afrosoricida; Chrysochloridae. Bases 65 to 307 code for a protein of 80 amino acids. The transcript is spliced from 3 exons. The record is from RefSeq and is a predicted model, not a curated record. Gene Ontology annotation, biological process: mitochondrial electron transport, cytochrome c to oxygen.